Molecule: messenger RNA, 567 nt
Organism: Trichomonas vaginalis G3
Lineage: Eukaryota; Parabasalia; Trichomonadida; Trichomonadidae
Product: phosphoprotein phosphatase protein
Exons: 1
Coding region: 1-567 (188 amino acids)
Cellular component (GO): cytoplasm
Molecular function (GO): protein serine/threonine phosphatase activity
Source: RefSeq, a predicted model, not a curated record
AUGGAAGAGCUAAACGUCGAUGAGAUUAUUCAUAAUAUCCAAAACGCCAUUCCUAUUAGCCAAGACCAGAUCAUUAGCCUAAUAAAGAAAUCUAUGGACAUUAUUUUGGCAGAAAGUAACUUAUUAGAACUUAAGUCUCCAAUCAUUUUCUGCGGUGAUAUUCAUGGCCAGCUAGAAGAUCUUUUUGAAUUAUUCAGAGUAGCAGGAGGUGAAGAAAACAACCAAUUUCUUUUUAUGGGCGAUUACGUUGACCGAGGUUAUUAUUCAAUUGACACAAUAUGCUACUUGUUAGCUUGGAAGAUUAAAACAGGCAGAAUUUAUCUUCUUAGAGGCAACCACGAAGAUAAAAACAUUAAUUCAGUUUAUGGCUUUUUUGAUGAAUGCCAGAAGCACUUCUUUGGAAAUCAGAUAUAUGAGAUGUUUAAUAUGUUAUUUAAUUGCUUACCUCUUGCAGCUUUAACUGAUGGAAAAGUUUUAAGUAUCCACGGUGGAUUGUCGCCCGAGCUUGUUUACAUCAGAAAAAUUAAUACAAUAGAUCGAGUCUGCGAUAUACCAAAAACCGGAUGA